CACACCCAAGAUGGCGGCCGCGCCUUCCCCUCACGGAGCCACUUCCGGCCCCCUCCCUCUGACGCCUGGCUUGCGCGUUGACGUCACGCACGUAGCGGGCGUGCGUGCGGCGCCGCGCGCGGGGAGCGGGAGAAGAUGGCGGCGGGGCCGAUCUCGGAGCGGAACCAGGAUGCCACGGUGUACGUGGGGGGCCUGGACGAGAAGGUCAGCGAGCCCCUGCUCUGGGAGCUCUUCCUGCAGGCCGGGCCGGUGGUCAACACGCACAUGCCCAAGGACCGGGUGACGGGCCAGCACCAGGGGUACGGCUUCGUGGAGUUCCUGAGCGAGGAGGACGCCGACUACGCCAUCAAGAUCAUGAACAUGAUCAAGCUCUACGGCAAACCCAUCCGGGUCAACAAGGCCUCGGCCCACAACAAGAACCUGGACGUGGGGGCCAACAUCUUCAUCGGCAACCUGGACCCCGAGAUCGACGAGAAGCUCCUCUACGACACCUUCAGCGCCUUCGGGGUCAUCCUGCAGACCCCCAAGAUCAUGAGGGACCCCGACACGGGCAACUCCAAGGGUUACGCCUUCAUCAACUUCGCCAGCUUCGACGCCUCGGACGCGGCCAUCGAGGCCAUGAACGGGCAGUACCUGUGCAACCGGCCCAUCACCGUGUCCUACGCCUUCAAGAAGGACUCCAAGGGCGAGCGGCACGGCUCGGCGGCCGAGCGGCUGCUGGCGGCCCAGAACCCCCUGUCCCAGGCUGACAGGCCUCACCAGCUGUUCGCCGACGCGCCGCCGCCCCCGUCCGUGCCCGCGCCCGUGGUCACCGCGCUGGGGCCCGGCGUCACCCCCCCAGGCCUGCCUCCCCCGGGCUCCUUCCCGCCGCCGGUGCCGCCGCCCGGAGCGCUGCCCCCCGGAAUGCCACCCAUGCAGGUGCACCACGGGCCACCUGGCAUGGGGCAGCACCACCCAGGACCACCAGGCUCUGGAGGACAGCCACCCCCCCGGCCCCCCCCGGGAAUGCCACACCCUGGGCCCCCCCCCAUGGGGCUCCCCCCUCGGGGGCCACACUUUGGAUCUCCAAUGGGUCCCCCCGGGCCGCUGCCGCACCACGGGCUCAGAGGGUCCCACUGCCCCCUCGACCGGCUCAGAGACCCCCUGGAGUCCCCCCUCGUGGCCCCCUGCGAGGACCCCUGCCCUGAGGAGGGGGGGGCUCUCUGCUCCCCAUCCUUCCACAGCCCCUGGUGGUUCCCAAAGAGCUAA
Onychostruthus taczanowskii (white-rumped snowfinch) is the source of this 1248-nucleotide messenger RNA. It is a transcript of the gene SF3B4, whose product is annotated as splicing factor 3b subunit 4. The record is from RefSeq and is a predicted model, not a curated record. The transcript is spliced from 7 exons. Bases 136 to 1248 code for a protein of 370 amino acids. Gene Ontology annotation, molecular function: RNA binding. Gene Ontology annotation, cellular component: U12-type spliceosomal complex; nucleolus. Gene Ontology annotation, biological process: positive regulation of mRNA splicing, via spliceosome. NCBI's taxonomy places the organism in Eukaryota, Metazoa, Chordata, Aves, Passeriformes, Passeridae.